This is a messenger RNA of Lineus longissimus, 3628 nucleotides long. RefSeq lists its product as uncharacterized. Bases 70 to 2784 code for a protein of 904 amino acids. The record is from RefSeq and is a predicted model, not a curated record. Gene Ontology annotation, cellular component: Fanconi anaemia nuclear complex. Gene Ontology annotation, biological process: interstrand cross-link repair; positive regulation of double-strand break repair via homologous recombination; negative regulation of double-strand break repair via homologous recombination. NCBI's taxonomy places the organism in Eukaryota, Metazoa, Nemertea, Pilidiophora, Heteronemertea, Lineidae. The transcript is spliced from 8 exons.
AUGGCUGCGCCCAUCAGAGUAAAAAUUUUGUAAAAAAACUCCAAUUUUUUGCUAUGUACUCAGUCAAAAAUGAAUUCGGGUCAAAACUUUGUUACCAAAGAUGAUCAUCAGUUGCUAGCGGUCCAACUGGUACCAAAUAACUCCCUGCAUAGUGUCUCUGUUGAAGGAAAAUGGUUUGAAUAUGACACUGGUUCGAGGGUCCUGCACCAGUCCAGUGCACAAACACUGCUUCUUCCAUGUAGUGCUGCAUCGGCAAGAAUCCUAUGCUGUGAAAAUGUUGUUAAUGCUGUAACUGGAGAGACUGUGCCUUACGUCAUUGUUGCAGCCAAAUCGGGCGAGCCAGAGGAUCCUGACUACUCAAUAACCCUGUUUGUACUUGGAGCAAAGAAGAAAUUGUACAUUGCUGCACAAACUUUCUUUGUCCCGUCGUUUUGUACCUUUGAAUAUGGAACAGAUGUUCUUACAGUUUUGCAGUCAUCAGUAAGAAUCUUGGAUGGACCUACCGUGCUGUUUCUCAGCGAAAACAACGGUUGUUUUCAUUUCAUCUACCGCAUUUGCAAUGUCGGAUCAUCUCAUUCAGUCACCUCUGAACUUAACCACUACACCGGGAAAAUCAAGUACUCCGAAUUGCCUCCUUCCAAGAAUGAAGAUUCAAAUGACAAAUCGUACAACUACCACCGAUUUCUGUCGGCAGAUGUUAAGUUCUCCCAUUGGCAUCGAACAACCAUUCUCACUGUACAUUCCAUAGGUACAACUAAGCCCACCCAGAAAAAAAAUGUGCCAUUCUCACUUGUGCAAUCCACAAUCAAAAUAACCGAUUGGGGCCAGAAUGUUGAACAUGGUACUGCCUUGAGUGAUUUGAUACCAGACGUCUAUGCAAGUAUUUGUACCUCAGAAGUGUUGUCCAUCCAAAAUUCAAGAUGCCAUUCCUUUCUGCAUGAAGAUGUUCAUAAUGAUGCAGAAGGGCCUGCAGCAAAAGAUACUGUGAUAUGUACGAAGUUUGGACAGAUGGCUCAAUUCUGUUAUAAUCAUCUCUACUCCUGUGAAGAAAUACCAGCGAAGGACAUACAGCGGAUCUUUAUUGUGGAUGCCUUUGACAACGAAUAUGUUGCAGCAGUUUCGCAGGAAAAUGGUGUCAUUGCUGUGAAGUUGGAAGAUCUGAAGCUAUGUGGACACUGGCCAUCAGCGAAAUAUGUUGUUGUCGGCGAUUUCCUACAGAAUGGAACUGACCAGCUACUACUGCUGCCUGCUAGCUGGUGGAGGGAGAGUGAAACGAUCAGCUCGUUCUGCCUCACAGAUUUUGGAUUUUGCUGUGUUGAUACAUUGGAUGACGCUGAGGCGAUGGGUGAGCCAAUGGAAGACGGAGACAGCAACAACCUCGGUACAAUAGUGGAACACUUGGAAUCUCGUGUACAGUGUGGCAUGACGGCACUCCAUCACUCUGAGAAUCUCUGCCGGGAAAAGAUGGAUCUUGCCAAGAAAACCAGCCAGGGUCUGUGUAGUAUGGCAAUAGAGGGCAGCAGCAUGCUUGACCACAAUCACAACAACCCGUCCAAUAUGGUAGACUUGUUUAGUGACCGAGCAAACCAUGUUGCAGCAACAUCAUCACUUAGAGAGGAUUUCAACCACCAACCACAACCAUUUGAUGUCGCCGAAACCUGGCAGAGAAUUGUGGGAAACAAGUGGAUCAUAGGCGUUGAUGUCAUCAACAGAACGGGAAGGGACAUAUCUGAAAUAUGCCUGUUGUUGGUUCAAGACUCACCCGACCUACCAAAUUUAAAAUGCCAUAGCAAAGUCCAGAACUCUGUCCGAGCAAAUGACAACAAACAAGGAGCUGAACCACACUCAAAAAGAAGAAAAGUAGUCCCGAGUAAUGGCCAGCCGUACAGUAUUACUGCCCCCGAGGAAGAAGAUAUGGUCACCCUCACGACUGUCACAGAUUUGCCAAAGUUUACGUUUCCGACGAUCUCCUGCCAGUUGUUGUUACAGUGGUCCUUUUCUGGGCUUGCUGGCGGAGGGCCUCAGAAUGGUGGUGGUGAUGCAUGCCAGCCUCACGCUGCCAGGCCCUCCCAGUGGGUCUGUGGACAGAUCUCAUUACAGGCUGAGCACGUGGUCAGUGAGAAAUUCAACGUGAAGUUGACGACAGCUCCUCAAGAAGUUUGUGAAGUGCGCAGAAUCCUCCAGUGCCUGAACACCUGCCAGUUAGAGACAACCCUCCAGCUCCAGUCCUCUUUCCUCACCAACGAUGCCCUCAUCUCCGCUCUACAGAGAUUCGGCCUGACCUUCCAUAAAAUGUAUCACUCCUAUAUUGACCUUGAACUUGGCAUGUUCCACCUGCUCAGAGUCGACCUUGAAACCAAAGGUCAAGGUCAGGGUCUUUGGAUAACAGUUCACUCAAAUGAUGAAAAUCAGCUCAUGAUGUUCAUCCACAUGUUGUACUCCGGUCUUCCAGACGAUCUCAACAUCGUUCACGGCAAACGAGGCAAUAUGGCGGCUGCCAUGGCAACAGCUCUUAAUCACAUGGUCCAAGAGGUCAACCAAUCAUGUCACAGUAUCAGCAAUGCAUUGAAAUCAACAGGACAUGCAGAUGCAAUGGAAUUCGAUCAAGUUUCAUUGGAUCAAACAGUCGCAGAUUUACGACAAAAUUUCGAACUCAAAAAACGGAAAUUUAUGGAAGAUGACGUGAAGCCGUCUGCAUCACAACCAGUUUUACGAUUUCCACAUCUGCAAUCACUGACAGAUGGGUCUGUCUCAAACAUGGUUAAGGAAUCGGAAUCUCUUUAGCGUAUCUCAGAAAUGUUUUAUUCUGAGUCUGCAAUAGGCCAAUUGCUCAUUUGAGAAUGUAGAGCAGAUAGUGUAGUGCUUGAGAUGCAGAUGCCUUGAUCGUCUGCUGGGAAGUGUUGCCGUACAGAGUGUAUUGGUUGGUGAGGCACAAGCACUGUGCUGAGGCCAUCUGAGUAUUCUUAGAUGGGCGAUUGGCAGAUGGAAAAUUGGCAUGACAGGAUCAAUGACCAGUAUUAUCUAUGCAAUUCAAAAUCUAUGCAAAUUUACAUUUUCAGGGGUUGUAUUCUAGAGUUCCUUCCUUAUUUAUCUAGCAGCAAGUGUUGCGUCUGUUGAAGUGAUAUGCAUGUUUUUCUAUAUUCAAGGGUCCAACUUUCACAGAUUUAGACUGAAACGCGAUGCAAAUUUAUAGUUUUCUACAAGUAGCUGUCUGGUUUUUUUUAUCAAAGUUUAAUUCUGUAGUCUAGAGCCUGUUGCACUUUUGAUAAGUACUAAAACCAUUUGCCGCCAUUAGCUUGUUUAAGGGUUACAAGUGCAUUCACAAAAUCUAAUUAGCAUAAAUUAGCACUGAAUUGAUAAACCAAUAUUUCUGCCUGAAUAUCGCCUCUUAGGGGAUCCCAAUAAUCAAGGUCAGCACUCUAGUAUAAAAUCGAAGUGGCCUCUCCUUGUUUUGGGCUUUUUAUACCCAGUGCUUAAUAAAUAUACGCAUUUAUUAUGUUUGGAUUUUAUUUAUUCAAGUGAAAAAUGUUAGUAUCGUUUGCUUCUAAUUUUAGAAGCUUGUGUUGUCAUUUUGAUGUUGCAGUGUAUUGUGCUUUUGUUAGUUUUAAAUAAAAGAUAAUGUAGGAUA